AAAACCCAGUUUGCAUGACAAUGGUCCUGAUCCUGGUAACCAUGGCCUGCAGACGACACACAACAAGUUCCCGUACAAACUGAAUCACAUGGUCCAAUUAAAUCUGUGAAGUAGGUCUGGUUAGGAUAUAUUCUGAUUUAGAGUGGAAUAAAUUUGAAAGGACAUUACAGUAUUAUUUUCUAUAGUGUGUGAAGACAGCAGAAACUGCCACCAUGUCGGCGGCAGAUUUAGAUUUACACGAUGCCCGUGUGGAAUUCAUGGCAGACUAUGUCAUCAAGACAUUAAAAAUAAAACCAGAUAAAUUUCAAAAGAUGUAUAGUUUGGAAGAUACCAGACAAAUGUUCAUGGACUUCUUUGAAAAAUCAGACUGUCAGUCUAUAGUUAUUGGUCAGCCUACUGGUAGUUUAGUUGCCACAUUGGAAUGGCCCACGAAACCAAAAGCCAAAGCUUGCUAUUUCGUCAAGAUGACGGGAAAUAAUAUCAACAAAGACACCAAUAUGAGGACGGCUCUAAUGUAUGGAGAUCUCUCCUAUGCUCCGCUAGAUCAACUUUCCGCAUUCGUUGACGAGGUUUUAGUUCCACUGUUAUCCAACGACAGAAACCAUGAAUCCUGGCCACAAGUUGUUUCUGCUGAUGUCUCCCGCCAUUCUCAGAGACUUAAAAGUGACGUAUAUGUGGUGUCUGGACAAGCAAAGGGCAAAACCUUAUUGCCACUUCCUGUUGGUGCUGAAAAAGUGGAUGCUGAUGAUGAUAAAGCGGACAGUAUUGACAGACAGCUUAUCCAUGCCAUUGAGUCAGUGGUCAUUGACUGGACACAUCAGAUCAGAGAUGUUCUGAAAAAAGAUUCAGCUCAGCCAUUAUUAGAGGGUCUUAACCCAACACCAUUUGUAGAAAUAGAAUUCUGGAAAAAUAAAUCCACUAAUCUGGAUUGCAUCUAUGACCAGCUGAGAGAUCCAAAAGUAAGAAAGAUGGCUGAAGUAUUGGAAAGGACACAGAGCAGCUAUUUCCCAGUUUUCAAAGAUAUCUUCAGAGAUGUUGUAGCAGCACUUGAAGAAGCCAAGGACAUCAACAUUUACCUGAGACCAGCCAGACAUCACUUUGAGGACUAUGAACAGUCUGAGUUUGAUGAUAGUGGUCCAUUAUUGGCCCCAAUGAUGCACACAGUCUGUUUGAUAUGGGUCCAUUCUCAGUACUACAAUACCCCAGCUAGAAUCAUUGUUCUGCUUCAGGAAAUGUGCAACAUGAUUAUUAACCAUGCCAGAAAUUUCUUAGACCCAACAGAAUUGUUUAAAGGUGAGCUAGAAGAGACCAUAGGCAAGGUCAGGAAGUCUGUUGAGGUGCUCCAUACUUACAAGGAGACAUAUGAAGACCACAAGAAUAAACUGAAGUCUUACUUUGGCGAAGGGGAGGAACCAAGGGAGUGGGAGUUUACUCCUAAACUGGUGUUUGCCAGAUAUGACAAAUUUACAGAGAGAGUUGAGACAGUUUUGGAAUUGAUGGAAACUGCCUUAGAGUUUCUGAAGUUAGAGAAAGUUGAACUUGGUGGAGUUAAAGGAAAAGUGCUGAGUCAGCAAGUUGUACAGUUGUUCGAGGAGUUUAAUGCAGUAUACAGUACCUUCACAACAAGGAGUUAUGAUUCACUGGACCCUAGUAAUCCAGACUUUCUAGAAGAUUAUAGCCGAUUCCAGGAGAAAAUAGGUGAUUUUGAUCGACGACUAGCUACAAUCGUCUGCCAAGCAUUUGAUGACUGUUCAACAUCAGAGUCUAUCUUUAAGUUAUUGGAUAUCUUGGGUACCCUUUUGGAGCGACCCUUGAUAAAGACAGAUUUUGAGUCUAAAUACCCAAUUAUCAUAGAUAUGAUGAACAAUGAACUAGAUACUGCCAAGGGUAUCUAUGAUGCACAAGUGGCUAUGAAGAAAGGCAAAGGAAAAGCUGGUUUACAUAAGAACAUGCCAAAAGUUUCUGGCAGUUUGAGAUGGUCUCAUGAACUCAGAGAAAGGAUAUCUAUUCCCAUGAAAGACUUCAAAUCAAUAGAUCACUCGUGUAUGCAAGGAGAAGAUGCUAAAUUAGUUUAUACCAAGUUUGAAGAAAUGUUGGGACUUUUGAAUGGUUGGGACUCUGAAGUCUAUUCUGAAUGGUCAGCCAGUGUAAGUGAAGCUUGUGCCUUCAAUAUGAGUCAGCCACUGAUCGUUAGAAACGAAGAGACAAACCUUAUACAAGUUAACUUUGACCCACAGCUUACUGCCGUGUUACGAGAAGUCAAAUAUUUGGACGGACGUGAAGAACAGGAGAUACCAGAAUCUGCCAAAGCCAUGUUUGCCAAGAAUGAUACUUUCUGGCGUUUUGUAACCAACUUAGAUCUAAGCGUUCAUCUCUAUAAUAAAGUCAGGAACACUGUGUUAGAGGUUGAGUUUCCAUUAGUUGAAGACCAGUUGAAAGAUAUUGAUGUCCAAUUGGAACAAGCUGAAAAAUCUCUCAACUGGGAGAGUGAAGGGGUAUGGGAAUAUAUCCAAAAGACUAGAGACCAAGUCAUAGACCUCGAGUCCCGUGUACAAAAGGCCAAGGAUAAUGUAGAGGAAAUCAAGAAACUGAUGUCAACAUGGAGUAAAACACCGCUGUUUGAACGUAAAGAAGAAAAACAUGAUUCUCUUUUGAAUUUGGAUGAUAGAAAAGAAAGACUUGAAAAGCGUUACACUAACAUUAAGGGACUAGGCGACAAAUUACAUGAACUGUUAAAGCAAAACUUGGAAUAUUUCAAAGCCAGUGGUAGUUCAGAUACAUGGAAAGCCUAUGUAGAUUAUGUUGAUGAAAUGGUCGUCGAUGGAUUCUUCAACACCAUUCACUGUAGCAUUAAAUUCUUACUAGACAAUACUGAUCCUAAGAUUGAAGUGGAUCCAUUAUUCGAAGCACAAUUAGAACUAAGAGUACCGGAAAUGAUUUUCAUUCCAUCUCUAGAUUACGGAGUAGCCGAUGGAUUCUAUGACUUGGUCGAUAGCCUUGCCGGGGACAUCUACAAACAAGCUUCUCUGAUCCCACGUCUCGCUGCUCAUAGUGGACAGGAAAAUUACCAACCUGAUUUGGAAGAAAUGGAAGAACUGUCUGACAUGAGAAGUGAACUCAUGGAUAGAAUCACUAACAUAAUGAACAAGGCUGUAGAGUAUAGGAAUUCUUUUGAUAAUUACUCCUACCUUUGGGUUGAUGAUAGGACAGAGUUUAUGAGACAGUUCUUACUGUAUAACCAUGUUCUCACACAGGAAGAGAUAGAAGCUCAUGCAGAGGAUAGUGUCCCUGAGAAUCCACCCACACUCAAACAAUUCAAAGAACAGAUUGACACUUAUGAGAAGAUAUACGGAGAGGCAGAACAAAUUCAGCCUACACAGUUAUUUGAGAGCUGGUUCCGAGUAAAUUCUAAACCUUUCAAGCAAGCUCUAUUAAACACUAUAAAAAGAUGGAGUUACAGUUUCAAACAACAUCUAAUUGAUCAUGUGACCAACAGUUUGAAGGAGUUAACUGACUUCAUCAAGACAACAGAUGCUGGAUUAGAACAACAAGUUGAGGAGGGUGAUUACAAUGGGCUGGUCGGAUGUAUGGGUUACCUAUUGGCUGUCAAGGAUAGACAGGCUACGACAGAUGAGAUGUUUGAACCGCUGAAACAGACUAUAGAACUGCUGAAAACUUAUGAUCAGGAGAUGUCUGAGGAAGUACAUCUUCAGUUACAGGAAUUACCUGAACAAUGGAAGAAUACAAAGAAGAUUGCCAUCACUGUAAAACAACAGGUGGCGCCACUGCAGGCUACUGAGGUGGCUAAUAUUAGACGUAACACUGCUACAUUUGACGUCAACCAACAUAAGUUCAGGGAACAUUUCCGCUCCAUACCACCAUUUAGAUACAAUUGUGAAAAACCAUAUCGUAGUAUUGAUUCUUACCAUAAAGAGAUAUCUGAUAUGGAAACAGAAAUGGGUAAACUAUUAGAUGCAGCAGGACUUUUUGAAGUCAAUGUCCCAGAUUUCAAGCAGCUUAAACAAUGUCGUAAAGAACUGAAACUAUUGAAAACUCUGUGGGACUACGUUAUCAUGGUCAGAAGCAGUUUUGAAGAUUGGAAAACAACAUCAUGGAAAGAAAUCAACGUGGAGCAGAUGGACAUGGACUGUAAGAAAUUCGCCAAGGAUAUCCGAUCCCUUGAUAAGGAAAUGAGAGCCUGGGACUCCUACACCGGUGUGGAAGAUAGUGUAAAGAAUAUGUUGACAUCUUUAAGAGCCGUUGGUGAGCUCCAGAAUGAUGCCAUUAGGGAACGCCAUUGGCAACAGCUUAUGGCUGCUACUAAGGUACGAUUUAUGAUGGACGACAAGACAACCCUGGCUGACUUACUCUCCUUGAACCUCCACAACUUUGAGGAUGAGGUCCGUGGUAUUGUUGACAAAGCUGUAAAGGAAAUGAGCAUGGAGAAGGUUCUGAAAGAAUUGGAUGUUACGUGGGCAACGAUGGAAUUUGAACACGAUCCCCAUCCCAGGACAAAGAUUACUAUGCUGAAGACCAGUGAGGAGUUGAUAGAUACUCUUGAAGAUAACCAGGUACAAUUACAAAAUAUGUUGUCAUCUAAAUUCAUCGCUCACUUCCUACAAGAGGUAUCAUCAUGGCAGAAAAAACUAUCGACAGCUGAUCAAGUUAUCCAGAUCUGGAUGGAGGUACAGAGAACAUGGUCUCAUUUAGAAAGUAUCUUCAUAGGAUCAGAAGACAUCAGAAACCAGUUACCUGAGGAUUCCAAAAGAUUUGAUGGAAUUGAUAGUGAUUUUAAGGAAUUAGUGUCUGAAGUUGAAAAGACAAAGAAUGUUGUUGAUGCUACUAACCAGCCUAACUUGUUUGAGAGAUUAGAGGCUCUCCAGGGGCAACUUACACUCUGUGAGAAGGCACUGGCUGAAUAUUUGGAAACAAAGAGAUUGGCAUUCCCAAGAUUCUACUUCGUAUCAUCAGCAGAUUUGCUUGAUAUUUUGUCUAAUGGAAAUAAUCCUCCAGUUGUUGCCCGUCAUCUGACCAAAUUGUUUGAUAGUUUGGCAAACCUUAAGUUUGAGGAGGACGACAAGGGAAACAAAAUCAAAUCUGCCAUAGGUAUGCACAGUAAAGAUGGAGAAUAUGUGGAUAUGGAUAAACCAUGUGAUCUGAAUGGUCAAGUAGAGGCAUGGUUGAUGAGACUGUUGGAGUCCCAGUGUAGUACAGUCAGACAUGAGAUGACUGAAGCUGUUAGCUCAUAUGAAGAAAAACCCAGAGAACAGUGGCUGUUUGACUUCCCUGCUCAAGUGGCAUUGUGUGGCACACAGAUUUGGUGGACUACAGAAGUCAACAUUGCCUUUGCCAGACUUGAGGAAGGUUAUGAAAAUGCCCUGAAAGAUUACAACAAAAAACAGGUAACACAGUUAAACGCUCUCAUUCAGCUGUUGAUUGGCAAAUUGAAUGGAAAUGAUCGUCAGAAAAUUAUGACCAUCUGUACUAUUGAUGUGCACGCUCGUGACGUAUUAAUAAAGUUGGUAGCAUCGAGGGUAGACAGCUCCCAGGCCUUCAGUUGGUUGAGUCAGCUUCGUCACAGAUGGGAUGAUAAUGAGAGGGAUUGCUUUGCUAACAUUUGUGAUGCCCAAUUCCGAUAUUCUCAUGAGUAUCUCGGCAACACACCUCGUCUUGUCAUUACUCCUCUAACUGAUAGAUGUUACAUCACACUUACCCAGUCCCUCCAUUUGAUUAUGAGUGGAGCCCCCGCUGGACCUGCAGGAACUGGUAAAACUGAGACCACUAAAGAUCUGGGUCGUGCUCUUGGUAUCAUGGUCUAUGUGUUCAAUUGUUCAGAACAGAUGGACUAUAAGUCCAUUGGUAACAUCUACAAAGGUCUGGCUCAGUCUGGAGCUUGGGGAUGUUUUGAUGAGUUCAAUAGAAUCGCUGUUGAAGUGUUGUCUGUAGUGGCCGUACAGGUCAAAUGCAUCCAGGAUGCCAUCAAAGAAAAGAAGAAAGAAUUCAACUUCCAGGGAAGUGUCAUCAAACUCGUAUGGACGGUUGGUCUUUUUAUUACCAUGAACCCUGGUUACGCAGGAAGAACUGAAUUACCAGAGAAUCUGAAAGCUUUGUUCAGACCUUGUGCUAUGGUUGUCCCAGAUUUUGAACUGAUUUGUGAAAUCAUGUUGGUAGCUGAGGGUUUCCUUGAAGCUCGUCUUUUAGCCAGAAAAUUCAUUACAUUAUAUACCCUGUGUAGAGAACUGUUAUCUAAACAGGACCAUUACGAUUGGGGUCUGAGAGCCAUCAAGUCUGUACUGGUAGUAGCAGGUUCCCUGAAGAGAAGUGACCCUGAUAGACCUGAAGAUCAGGUAUUGAUGAGAGCCUUGAGAGAUUUCAACAUUCCAAAGAUUGUAACAGAUGAUGUACCAAUUAUCAUGGGUCUGAUUGGUGAUCUCUUCCCAGCUCUGAACGUACCCAGGAAACGUGACAUGGAGUUUGAACAGAAAAUCAAACAAGCCAUCCUUGAUCAGAAACUACAGCCUGAGGAAAACUUCAUUCUUAAGGUUGUACAGCUACAGGAAUUGUUUGAAGUACGUCAUUCUGUCUUCUGUCUGGGUAAUGCUGGUGUCGGUAAAAGUAAAGUAUGGGGAUCACUCAUCAGAACAUACAGAAAUGCUGGCAGGAAACCACAGGCCAUUGAUCUGGAUCCCAAGGCUGUUACCAACAAUGAAUUGUUUGGUAUCAUUAACCCAGCUACCAGAGAAUGGAAGGAUGGUUUAUUCUCGGUCAUCAUGAGAGAUCUAGCCAACCUGACGACAGAUUCUCCAAAGUGGAUUGUCCUUGACGGAGAUAUUGAUCCUAUGUGGAUUGAGUCUCUUAACACUGUGAUGGAUGACAACAAAGUAUUGACACUCGCCAGUAACGAGAGAAUCCCUCUGACACCCAGUAUGAGAUUGUUGUUUGAAAUCAGUCAUUUGAGGACUGCUACCCCUGCUACUGUGUCUAGAGCUGGUAUCCUGUUCAUUAACCCUACAGAUGUAGGAUGGAAUCCAUAUGUCCAAAGUUGGAUUGAUACACGAGAGGUGCAGUCAGAAAAAGCCAAUUUGACAAUCUUGUUCGACAAAUAUGUACCAGUCCUAUUAGAGACCCUUCGAAUCAGAUUCAAGAAAAUCACCCCUAUUGCAGAAGUCAGCCAUAUCCAGAUGUUGACUUUCUUACUGGAGUGUCUACUGACAGAGGAAAAUACACCCCCAGAUUGUCCAAAGGACUUGUAUGAAUUAUACUUUGUCUUUGCCUGUGUCUGGGCCUUCGGUGGUGUUAUGUUCCAAGAUCAGCUUGUUGACUACAGGGUAGAAUUCACUAAAUGGUGGGUAACUGAAUUCAAGACAGUCAAAUUCCCAAUAGCUGGUACAGUAUUUGACUAUUUCAUUGACCAAGAGACCAAAAAGUUUGAACCAUGGACCAAGAGAAUUCCAAAAUUUGAAAUGGACCCAGAUAUGCCAUUGCAGGCUGCAUUAGUACACACAGCUGAAACAACCAGGGUCAAAUACUUUUUAGACAUGUUGGUUGAGAAGAAACGACCAGUCAUGUUGGUCGGUAAUGCAGGUACUGGUAAGACAGUACUUAUGGGAGACAAAUUAUCUGCACUGUCGGAAGAUUUCAUGGUAGCCAAUGUACCAUUUAAUUUUUACACAACGUCAUCCAUGUUGCAAGGUAUUCUUGAAAAACCAUUGGAAAAGAAAGCUGGUAGGAACUUUGGUCCACCUGGAACUCGCCGAUUGAUCUACUUUGUUGAUGAUAUGAACAUGCCAGAGGUUGAUAAGUACUUCACAGUACAACCUCAUACACUGAUCCGACAACAUAUUGACCACGGUCAUUGGUACGACAGGCAGAAAUUGUCAAUGAAAGAAAUCCAUAAUACACAAUAUGUAGCCUGCAUGAACCCUACUGCUGGUAGUUUUACUAUUGACUCUCGCCUACAGCGCCACUUCUGUGUAUUCUCUGUGAAUUUCCCCAACUUGGAUGCCUUGACAACUAUUUAUACCAGCAUCUUACAACAGCAUUUAUCGCUCAACCACUUUGCCGCAGCUGUACAGAAAUAUGCCCCAACACUUAUCUCCGGAGCGGUGUCACUUCAUUCAAGAAUAACCAGUAGUUUCCUUCCAACAGCUGUCAAAUUUCAUUAUAUCUUCAACUUGAGAGAUUUGUCCAACAUUUUUCAGGGAAUUCUCUUCGCCAUGCCAGAUGCAGCUAAAACUCCCAUUGACUUAGUGCGACUAUGGCAACAUGAAGCUGAGAGAGUGUACAGGGACAAACUGGUUGAUAACUCAGACUUGGAAGCCUACGAUAAACUAGUUAAAGAUGUGGUCAAGAAAUCGUUUGAAGACAUUGAGGAAAGUGCUUUAGAAAAAGUACCGCUGAUCUUUUGUCACUUUGCUAACGGUAUAGGAGAUCCCAAAUAUAAUAUCGUAGAAAGCUUUGAAAGUUUAAACAAAAUCUUGGUAGAGUCGUUAGAUAAUUACAAUGAAUUGAAUGCAGUUAUGAACCUUGUACUGUUUGCCGAUGCUAUGUCCCAUAUUUGCCGAAUCAACAGAAUUUUAGAAUCCCCUCGUGGUAAUGCUUUGCUAAUUGGUGUAGGUGGUAGUGGUAAACAGAGUUUGUCACGUCUUGCCGCAUUCAUCAGUAGUUUGGACGUGUUUCAGAUUCAAUUGAGGAAAGGUUACAGUAUUGCCGACUUAAAACUUGACAUUGCUGCACUCUACAUGAAAGCCGGUCUUAAAAACAUGGGAAUGGUCUUCUUGAUGACUGAUGCACAGGUAGCGGAUGAAAAGUUCUUGGUAUUGAUCAAUGAUCUGUUGGCUUCCGGUGAAAUCCCUGAUCUCUUCCCCGAAGAUGAGAUCGAAAAUAUCAUUAAUGGAAUCAGGAAUGAAGUUAAGGGAGCAGGAAUAGAAGAUACCAGAGAGAACUGUUGGAGCUUCUUUAUUGAUAAAGUCAGAAAGACUCUGAAGGUUGUAUUGUGUUUCUCACCUGUUGGUUCAGCACUAAGAGUUAGAAGUCGUAAGUUCCCUGCCGUCACCAACUGUACCUGUAUAGACUGGUUCCAUGAGUGGCCUGUGGAAGCUCUCAACUCUGUGUCAGCCCGAUUCUUAGAAGACAUAGAAAUGUUAUCGCCUGAGAUGAGAGAAUCUAUUUCCGAGUUUAUGGGAUAUGUGCAUACAUCUGUCAACACAAUGUCACAUGCCUAUCUCACAAAUGAACGUCGUUACAAUUACACCACGCCAAAAAGUUUCUUAGAACAAAUCAAACUUUAUCAGAAUUUACUGGAGAAACAGAACGUUGACCUACAAGGAAAGAUCGUUCGUCUAGAAAAUGGUUUGGAAAAACUUAGAAGUACAGCCACACAAGUAGACGAUCUCAAAUCUAAAUUAGCAUCACAGGAAGUAGAAUUAGCACAGAAGAACGAGGAUGCAAACAAAUUGAUUAGCGUUGUAGGUGCUGAAACAGAAAAAGUGUCAAAAGAAAAGGCUAUUGCUGACGAAGAAGAGAGGAAAGUGUCCAAGUUCAGCGAGGAAGUGGGUAAGAAACAGAGAGAUUGUGAAACGGAUUUGGCAAAAGCAGAACCAGCCUUGUUAGCAGCCAAAGAAGCCUUGAAUACUCUGAACAAGACUAACCUGACAGAAUUAAAAUCUUUUGGUUCUCCUCCACCGGCUGUAAUUAAUACAUUGGGUGCUGUCAUGUGUUUGAUGGCACAAGGAGGCAAAGUCCCUAAAGAUAAAAGUUGGAAAGCUGCCAAGAGUACAGUCAUGAACAAGGUUGAUCAGUUCUUGGAUAAUUUAGUCAACUAUGACAAAGACAAUAUUCAUGAAAACUGUCAGAAGGCAGUAGCACCCUAUAUGCAGGACCCUGAAUUCAACCCUGACUUUGUAAGAGGCAAGUCGUUGGCCGCUGCAGGUCUCUGUUCAUGGGUAAUUAACAUCAUCACAUACUAUGAGGUAUACUGUACAGUAGAACCUAAACGUAAUGCCUUAGCUCAAGCUAAUUCUGAGUUAGCUGCGGCCACUGAAAAGUUGCGUCUGAUUAGAGCCAAAUUGGCAGCACUGGAAGCUGACUUGGCCAAACUAACAGCAGAAUUUGAAAAAGCUACAAAUGAAAAGCUCAGAUGUCAACAAGAGGCUGAAAUGACUGCUAAAACUAUUGAGUUAGCCAACAGACUGGUUGGAGGAUUGGCAUCAGAAAAUGUCCGUUGGGCUGAAGCAAUUGGUAACUUCAAAGUACAAGAAAAGACUCUCCCUGGUGAUGUAUUGUUGACCACUGCUUUUGUGUCAUAUGUUGGUUGUUUCACAAAACAAUAUCGUCUUGAUCUGAUGGAUGGACACUGGGUCCCAUAUUUGAAAGGAUUGAAGAGCCCAAUUCCAAUAACAGAGGACCUAGAUCCACUGACUCUGCUCACAGACGAUGCUCAGGUUGCUUCCUGGAACAAUGAAAAUCUCCCUAGUGACAGAAUGUCAACAGAAAAUGCCACCAUAUUGACAAACUGUGAAAGAUGGCCGCUAAUGAUUGAUCCUCAAUUACAAGGUAUUAAGUGGAUCAAAACCAGAUAUGGAAAUGAUCUUAAAAUCAUUCGUCUUGGCCAGAAGGGUUAUCUUGAUGCUAUUGAAAAGGCUGUGGCUAACGGUGAUGUGGUUCUUAUUGAAAACAUCGGAGAAAAUGUUGAUCCUGUAUUGGCUCCAUUGAUUGGUCGUAACACUAUCAAGAAAGGUCGUGCCAUUAAGAUGGGUGACAAAGAGGUAGAUUAUCAUCCUGACUUCAAGUUGAUUUUGCAGACAAAAUUGGCUAAUCCUCAUUACCAACCUGAAAUGCAAGCUCAGACAACUCUUAUUAACUUUACCGUUACUAGAGAUGGAUUGGAAGACCAGUUGUUGGCAGCUGUCGUCAGCAAGGAAAGACCAGAUUUAGAAAAACUCAAAGGUGAUUUGACCAGACAGCAGAAUCAGUUCAAGAUCACCUUGAAAGAACUUGAAGACUCGCUCUUGGCUCGUUUAUCGGCUGCCGAAGGAAACUUCUUGGGUGAUUAUGCUCUGGUUGAAAAUCUUGAACAUACUAAGAGAACUGCAGCUGAGAUUGAAGUGAAAGCUAAAGAAGCUAAGAAGACAGAAGUGGACAUUAACUUGGCCAGAGAGAAUUACAGACCAGCUGCUGGUAGGGCAUCUCUUCUGUACUUCAUCCUGAAUGACCUAAAUAAGAUUAAUCCUAUGUACCAGUUCUCACUCAAGGCUUUCAGUGUUGUAUUUGAGAAAGCUAUUGACAAAGCUGAACCAUCGGAAGAAUUGAAAGAGAGAGUUAACAAUUUGAUUGACUGUAUAACAUACUCUGUAUUUAUGUACACCGCUAGAGGUCUAUUCACAAGAGACAAGAUCAUAUUUACAGCACAGAUGACAUUCCAGAUAUUAUUGAUGGCUAAAGAUAUCAACCCAGUGGAAUUGGACUUCUUAUUGAGAUUCCCUGCUACACCCAAUGUGACAACUCCUGUAGACUUCAUGAAUAAUAACAGCUGGGGAGGAAUUAAGGCUAUGUCUAACAUGGAUGAGUUCCGUAACUUGGACCGUGACAUUGAAGGCUCUGCUAAGAGGUGGAAGAAGUUUGUAGAGAGUGAAGCUCCAGAGAAGGAGAAGUUCCCACAGGAAUGGAAGAAUAAAACCUCUUUACAGAAAUUGUGUAUGAUGAGAGCUCUGAGACCUGACAGAAUGACUUAUGCUGUCACUGACUUCGUGACAGAGAAACUUGGAAACAAAUACACAGAAGGCAGGAGUGUUGACUUCUCUUCAUCUUAUGAGGAAUCAGGUCCUAGCUCACCGAUAUUCUUUAUUCUGUCCCCUGGUGUCAAUCCAUUGAAGGACGUGGAAAUUAUAGGGAAAAAGCUUGGAUUUACUGAUGAUGAUAAAAACUUCCAUAACAUUUCACUAGGUCAAGGUCAGGAAGUUGUUGCUGAACAGGCCUUAGAUAUUGCAGCCAAAGAGGGACACUGGGUCAUUUUACAGAAUGUCCACUUGGUGCAGAAAUGGUUAUCUACCCUUGAAAAGAAGCUAGAAACGUACGGUGAAGAAAGUCAUGCCAACUAUCGUGUGUUUAUAAGUGCUGAACCAGCAGGAUUACCUGAAUACCACAUCAUACCACAGGGAAUCCUGGAGGCUGCCAUCAAAAUCACCAAUGAACCUCCUACUGGCAUGUUUGCUAAUUUACAUAAAGCUUUGGACAACUUUGACCAGAAUACAAUGGAGAUGUGUGCCAGAGAGACUGAAUUUAAGAGCAUUUUGUUCUCACUGUGCUAUUUCCAUGCUGUUGUCUGUGAGAGGCGUAAGUUUGGACCCCAGGGCUGGAACAGAGUGUACCCAUACAACACUGGAGAUUUGACCAUCAGUGCCAUGGUGUUGUACAAUUACUUAGAGGCCAAUGCCAAGGUUCCAUGGGAAGAUUUGAGAUACUUGUUCGGAGAAAUUAUGUAUGGUGGACACAUUACAGAUGACUGGGACAGACGUCUCUGUAAAACUUACCUAGAGGUCUACAUGCAUCCAGAUAUGCUUGAUGGUGAACUGUAUUUGGCCCAAGGUUUCCCAAGUCCACCAAACUCUGACUACAAGGGUUACCACUCUUACAUUGAUGAAUGCCUUCCACAAGAGAGUCCAUAUUUGUAUGGUCUCCAUCCUAAUGCUGAGAUUGAGUUCUUGACAACAAUAUCAGAGAACUUGUUUAGGACUGUAUUUGAGAUGCAGCCCCGAGAUGCUGGAGCCUCAGGAGGAACUGGUGUCAGUAGAGAAGAAAAGAUUAAGACUAUUUUAGACGAGAUUGUGGAGAAACUACCAGAAGAGUUUAACAUGUUAGAAAUUAUGGGUAAAGUUCCUCCUGAAGAGAGAACACCAUAUGUUGUUGUAGCCUUCCAGGAGACUGAGAGAAUGAAUGGUCUGACCUCAGAAAUCAAACGCACCCUCAGAGAACUUGACCUUGGACUAAAGGGAGAGUUAACCAUCACAGCUGAUAUGGAAAGCUUGGGUAAUGCCUUGUACUUAGAUGUCGUACCAGAGAAUUGGUCUAAGAAAGCCUACCCAUCACUCCAUGGUCUUGGGAUUUGGUAUGCUGACUUGUUGCUAAGGAUUAAAGAAUUAGAAACCUGGACUGCCGACUUCCAAUUACCUGCUGCUGUCUGGCUUGGUGGCUUCUUUAAUCCUCAAUCAUUCUUGACCGCUAUUAUGCAACAGAUGGCCAGAAAGAAUGAGUGGCCAUUGGAUCGUAUGGUCUUACAAUGUGAUGUCACUAAAAAGGCCAGAGAAGAUAUGGCAGGACCACCAAGAGAAGGUGCCUAUGUACAUGGUCUAUUCAUGGAAGGUGCACGCUGGGAUAUGCAGACCAGCAUGAUAGGGGAGGCUCGUCUUAAGGAACUGGCCCCAGCUAUGCCUGUCAUCUUUAUUAAAGCUAUACCUGUUGAUCGUAUGGACAACAGGAACAUUUAUGAGUGUCCAGUUUACAAGACCAAGAGUAGAGGACCAACAUUUGUCUGGACCUUUAAUCUCAAGUCUAAAGAGAAAGCAAGUAAAUGGGUACUUGGUGGAGUGGCUCUUCUACUUCAAGUAUGAAAAAAUAGGACUUCUUUGUUUUCUUGCUUAGUGUGCAUUUCUGAUUUGAUUUGUAUGUUUGAAAUUUAUUAAUUUAAUUACGUAUUUGAUAUAUAUUUAUAUUACAUACAUAGCUAAGUGAAUAGCAUUGUUAAAAAAAUUAUAUAAUGACUAUAAAAGAGAUAUUUUAUGAGGAAUAAAUACACCUGAAUCUGUCAGAUGAAGUAUUGAGGUUAUUUAUAGAACGUGUUUAUGUAUGUCAGAGAAGUACAAAGGAUUGAAAAUAUUUGUUUUGUGAGCACUAUAGACUUGAUUGAUUUAGAUAACAUUUAUGCAACAUACAUAAUACAUUGUACCAGUAUUAUUGAAAUAAAUUGAAUUUUGAAAGAAAGUUAACAUGUAUGCAACAUUCAUAAUACCAGUAUUAGUGAAAUAAAGUGAAUAUUGAAAAAAGAUAUAUUUUUUAAUAAAUAUGUCUUGUUUUCUUUUUUUAUUCCACAUCAGAUAAGCCUUACUUUGUGUAUUUUUGCACUAUCUGUUGAGUCAAAUUUACUUAAAUCCGUCCUAAGAUUAUAUAUGUUUUGUAACUGAAUUAUUUUUGUUCUAUUCUUUUUUUUAUAUAUUUAUACAUAUUGUUGAAUAAUAUAUAUAUUUGUUAUAUGUCACUACUAAAGUUAUUUGUUUAUUUGUGAUUUUUGAGUUUGAUGCAUAAUAAAAGAUGAAAAUUA
Mytilus californianus (California mussel) is the source of this 14314-nucleotide messenger RNA. Its product is annotated as dynein beta chain, ciliary-like. Gene Ontology annotation, cellular component: dynein complex. Gene Ontology annotation, molecular function: dynein intermediate chain binding; dynein light intermediate chain binding; minus-end-directed microtubule motor activity. Bases 213 to 13607 code for a protein of 4464 amino acids. The transcript is spliced from 47 exons. The record is from RefSeq and is a predicted model, not a curated record. Gene Ontology annotation, biological process: microtubule-based movement. Lineage: Eukaryota; Metazoa; Mollusca; Bivalvia; Mytilida; Mytilidae.